GAGAGGGAGGGGGAGAGAGAGAGAGGGAAAAAAAAAAGAAAAAAAAGCUCGGCUUAGUUUGGACUACUGAAGAAACACGGGAUUUAUAUCAGGGACCGAAUUAAUCGAAGUUAUUAGGAACUGUCUUUUUUUCCCUGUUUAUCCAGGAUUAUGGGGUUUAAAGGGGACGUCGCGCGCGCGCUCCAUUCAUUACCGUUCACUCUCGGACAGAUUUAGCAUGUUAGCAUCACAACGCAAUUUAUUUAUAGGACUACACAAAUAGCAUGUAACAGAAAAAAGUAUUUGGUGUUAGAUUUGUUUUAAGUCCGGCUUUUGUUUACCGAGCUGAAAAUGACGUGUAUCGUGAAGUAAGGUGGAAAAAAAGGCAAUAAGUUUGCGUGCGCGAGGCAAAAACGGCUCGCGCCGCCGCAGGAGCUCGAGCCACUUCAGUUUGCUUUGUAACUUUUUAAACAGUUUCACACUCAUGAGUUUAGAGCACCGUAAAUAUCCCGCCGUCUUUUCACCUUCCUUUAAAAUGGAUGACGAUAACGAUUUAAUAGGGGCUUCGGAGUUUAUAAAAGAUCGUUUGUAUUUCGCCACACUGAGAAGCAAACCUAAGAGCACAGCAAACACGCACUAUUUCUGCACAGAUGAUGAGUUUGUGUAUGAAAACUUUUAUGCAGAUUUUGGACCUCUCAACCUUGCCAUGCUGUAUAGGUACUGCUGUAAACUUAACAAAAAGUUAAAGUCUUUUACACUGACCAGAAAGAGGAUUGUGCACUACACCAGCUUCGACCAGCGCAAGAGGGCGAAUGCUGCUGUUCUCAUUGGUGCCUAUUCUGUGAUUUACCUGAAGAAAACUCCAGAAGAAGCUUACAGAGCUUUGAUCUCUGGAUCUAAUGCCUCUUACCUGCCAUUCAGAGAUGCAUCGUUUGGAAAUUGCACAUACAGCCUGACUGUUCUUGACUGUUUGCAUGGAAUCAGUAAGGCCCUGCAGCAUGGCUUCUUGAACUUUGAGACAUUUGACGUGACUGAGUAUGAGCACUAUGAGCGUGUAGAGAAUGGAGACUUCAACUGGAUUAUCUCCGGCAAAUUUCUGGCCUUUAGUGGGCCGCACCCAAAGAGUAAAGUAGAAAACGGCUACCCACUCCAUGCCCCUGAGGCCUACUUCCCAUACUUCCGCAGGCACAACGUUACCACCAUCGUCCGCCUCAACAAGAAGAUCUAUGAUGCUAAGCGGUUCACAGAUGCCGGCUUCGACCACUACGACCUUUUCUUUGUGGACGGCAGCACACCCAGCGACGUCAUCAUGCGCCGCUUCCUGCAUAUUUGCGAGAGCACAGAUGGCGCUGUGGCUGUCCACUGCAAGGCUGGUUUGGGAAGGACAGGCACGCUGAUCGGCUGCUACCUGAUGAAACACUACCGAUUCACUGCAGCUGAAACUAUCGCUUGGAUACGUAUCUGCAGACCCGGCUCCAUUAUUGGACCCCAGCAACACUUCCUGGAGGAGAAGCAGACAUACCUCUGGGCUCAGGGAGACAUGCUUCGUUCGAAGCAGCAGAAAUCGCAGGUGUAUGAGCAAAGUAAUGUUCCUCGUCUCAUCUCAAGCAUGGAUGACCUGACCAUCAGCAGCAGCUUCCUCAGAUCUGGCAGCAUGGAAGAGAAUGGUGAAUACAGUGAAAACAGUCUCAGCAUGACUCAAGGAGAUAAACUACGUGCCUUAAAGGGCCGGAGGCAGCCAAGGUUAUCCACCUCCACAGCUCUGAGUAGACUGACUGGCUCCAGUACUCAAGGACAGGGUUCGCCUCUCAAACCCUCCAAACUGACGUCCUCUUCUUCCACUUCCACCUCUACCUCCGCCUCUGCCAAGAGGAUCAGCCGAAUCUCUCCAUCCUCAACCAACUUGAAGAGCUCCAGUCUAAACUCCAGAUUAGCCACCUCAUUGGGCAACCUGUACGUCAUCACCGGAGACUCACGGAAUCACCAUCAACACUUGUUUGCAUCGUCAUCUCCUUCCUCGUCUCCAUCUUUCCCUGUCCCUCGAGCCACAUUUGCCAGCAUCUCGGCUCUGGCUGCAAACACUUUUCACUAUGAAGUCAACAACAACAGUGAUCAAUAUAGUGCCUCAAAUGGCAAUUCCAAGAUCUCGGCAUUCAGCAACCACAACCACAGCAGUCUUGGUGGAGCCUCCACCACUGGGAGGUUUGGCUUGGCGGAGCAAGGUCAGAACCCGUUGACGGCGGGUCUAAGUCGGCCCUCAGCCCGAUAUCUCAGCCGCUCCAUUCCUUCCCUUCAGUCGGAGUGUGUUCGGUAUUAAAGCAGCAACUCUGCACUGAUCCUGAACCUGUCCUUCUGGCCUUUCUCCAGUGACAUCCAUCCUGCUAUGUGAGCACAAAAGGAACUGAAUAAAGCCAGGUUCUGAAACCGGGUCUAUAGAUCCAGUGUUAAAAUGCACUGAAGGAAACUCUAUUACCUGCUUUGAAAUACACAUCUCUCUGGCGCUUUCUCUCUCUCUCUCCCUUCUUUAUUUAUAUAUAUAUGUGUAUAUAUCUCGUCGCGGAAACCUCGUAUGUCCAAAUUUUGUCAAUUUCAUAUUUUUUUCACAUAUCGAUGCCAUUCGUCAGUCCCCACGUGGCUCUGUUAUUUUUACAAGUUAUUAACCAAUCUAAAGUCUUGAAAAUAGCUUGAGCGCAAGUCUCUUAACUCCAUUGGACACUUCAACUGUCCACCUCUUCCUCACUCCGUGGGAGAGAUUCGCGGCAUAUUACUCCUCAAGAAGAGUCGCAACGAAUCAACACGUCUUCUGAGGUAAAUGUCUUCAAAACACUGGGCUCAAAGAGAAAAAAAUCUUGACCCCCGCUAGUUCUGGUGCUCGUCUGAGGACAGGAAUUUAGCGCAAGACAAUCCACUGCAACGCGGACUAAACCCUGUGCAUUGCAGAUAAGAUACGGCGUUUUUUUAAUUUCUUGAAAAAUAACGGUUUUGGAGAUACGAGGAUUCCGUCUGACAGCGACUAUAUAUAUGUGUGUGUGUGUGCGUGUGUGUGUGUUUGACACAUAAAUAUAUAUAUAUAUAUGCACACAUAAAUAUAUAUAUAUAUGCAUAAAUAUAUGCACAGAUGUACUAAGGAAAGAGAUUAUUUUUAGAAAAGAAAUUAUUUUUUCUAUUUCUCUAUACUUUUAUGAUAAUAUCUUGGAUAAUAUUUUUGGUUUAAGGGAAUGUGUUCAAAGGUAACUAUUUUGUUAUGAUCUUCAAAGUAUAAAUGUAUAAUGACAUAUCAGACCUACAGUACUAAACUGAUGGAUCAAAAUGUAUUAAAUGUAUUAAUCAAGCUAACCUUUAACAGAUUCAUGUGUACAGUAUAGUGUUCAGGGAAAGAAAUAGUGGCACAAAUUGUGGGGGAGCGUCACCUUGGAGGGGGAGAGAGUGGUGCUGUGAGUCCGUAUUGGUCCCAAUAUACUCUGCAGCUUUACAGCAUGAUUGUGUCAUUUUUAUCAGCUCCAAAUGCUGACUUUAUUUGAACUCUUACUCCGAUUCAGAUAAACAUAAGCAAUCUGAAUACUUUUUUUUAAUGCACACAGAAAAUAUAUGUUGCUUUUCAUAAGAAUUUGUGCACCCUUUUCCACAUUUUGUUGUUCUACAUCCUGGAACUGAUCUAAUAUUUAAAUAUUCCCCUCUUUAUUUGUAUCAUAUUCUUUCCAUUUUAAAUAAUGUAUUUAAUGUUGCUCUGCGGGACUUUUUAAAUUUGCCUUUUUUUUUUAUUACAAUGGAUUAUUAAUUUAGAAGGUUAAGAGCAAGGGACUGUGAAUACCUGUAUACAAUCACAACUUUUGCACUUUUAUUUCUAAAUCCUUGUUACUGUCAUUUUUACUGAGCUAUAUCUGUUUCCUCCUUGUUUCAGUAUUAUGGGAUAUUUUGUGUAUAGACAUUUAAUUUAGUCUUAAUUUCAGUCUAUUUCAGUUCCAGGUUGUAACACUCCAAAAUGUGGAACUUACAAGGGAGUGAUUACUUGUACAUGUCACUGUAGCGAAAGGGACUGUUAAUGCAUCAUAGUAUGUGUGAUAUACUGUAUGGUACAUUUGACAUGUUGAUGCUGAUGGUAAAUUAGGUUUUAUAAUUUGAAUUUAUAGGAAGAUUUAUAGAUAAUCUGAUCUUUUUGUGUGUUUGACACAAAACAAACCUACAAUAUUUUAACUACAAUAUUAAUGAUCUUUAGUGUUGCUGAUGAGUGUCACUUAUCUACUGACGAUUAAACCCAGAUGGGGUUUAAAAUUGCUUUUGGAUUUCCACUGAUUUAAUGUUUAAAAAAAAAGGCAGUAAGUUUUAUCCAAUUGUUUGCUGAUGUGUGUAUAAGCCUGAUUACUAUUACUGUUUUGCCUCAUUGGCCCUGUAGCAGCACUCUACAUUCCAGAUGACGACGUGCUUUUCUAUGUUUUAUACUUUUUUUUUUUUUUUGUCGUUUUAAGUAUUCUACCUCUGAUAAACAGAUUAUAAAUAUACAGGCUAUGGCUGUAUAAUAUUGUCCUGCAUAUACAGGAGAUGCAUUGAAAUGCAAAACACUGUACUACUUCUUCCAAAAAAAUAAUAAAAUACUGAUUGUUUUGGGCAUUUGAUGCAAAA
Messenger RNA from Tachysurus vachellii, 4599 nucleotides. It is a transcript of the gene cdc14ab, whose product is annotated as cell division cycle 14Ab. Gene Ontology annotation, molecular function: protein serine/threonine phosphatase activity; protein tyrosine/serine/threonine phosphatase activity. The record is from RefSeq and is a predicted model, not a curated record. Gene Ontology annotation, biological process: microtubule cytoskeleton organization; protein dephosphorylation; regulation of exit from mitosis. Bases 464 to 2296 code for a protein of 610 amino acids. The transcript has 15 exons. NCBI's taxonomy places the organism in Eukaryota, Metazoa, Chordata, Actinopteri, Siluriformes, Bagridae. Gene Ontology annotation, cellular component: nucleolus; mitotic spindle; spindle pole.